Messenger RNA from Brassica napus (rape), 2587 nucleotides. Its product is annotated as protein IQ-DOMAIN 4-like. Bases 116 to 1726 code for a protein of 536 amino acids. The record is from RefSeq and is a predicted model, not a curated record. Gene Ontology annotation, molecular function: protein binding. The transcript is spliced from 6 exons. NCBI's taxonomy places the organism in Eukaryota, Viridiplantae, Streptophyta, Magnoliopsida, Brassicales, Brassicaceae.
AUGUAUCUGUCGUUAAAUCUGUUGAAUAGUUCUAACAAAACACAAUCGUUACAAAAGUCAAUUGGGUUCCCACGAAACGGUGGGGCCCUUCGUGACCAGGAGAAUCAAAAAGAAGAUGGGAAAAGGCUGGUUGGCAUGUGUCUCGGUCUCGUGUUUAUCAUCAGGAAAAGACAAAAAACAACAAAAACCAGAGAAAGAGAAGAAGAAAUGGUCUGGGAAACAAAAGAGUAGAGAAUCCAUUGAAUUCUCUGAGGAGAGGACUUCUCCUAUUGACCCUUCAUCUUCAUCUAUAACUCGGCCGUCUCCUCAUCCUCCUCCCUUGCCGGAUGUCGCUCCUCAGCCAUUGUUGCCACCACCAUCCCCUCCUCCUCCUCCUCCUCUUCUCCAUCCUCUUCCGGCAUCUGCCAGCAGUGAAGGAUAUGGUGGUUCCAAAGAAGCAAAGACUAGACAAGCUCUGGCCCUCGCAUCGGCUGUUGCAGCCGAAGCAGCUGUGGUGGCUGCGCAUGCUGCGGCGGAGGUUGUACGUCUCACGAACACGACAUCCACAAAUCAAGUUAGGGAAUCAAAGGAGGAAGCUGCCGCAAUCAAGAUCCAAAAUGCGUAUAGAUGUUACAAGGCAAGUCGAACUCUACGCAUGCUGCGAGGAAUGGCCAGACUCAAGACACUUCUGCAAGGAAAAUACGUCAAAAGACAGAUGAACGCGAUGCUUAGCUCAAUGCAGACACUUACACGUUUACAGGCACAGAUUCAAGAGAGGAGGAAUCGGUUGUCUGAAGAGAACAAAGCUCGUCAGAGGCUGAUUCAGCAGAAGGGUCACCAAAAAGAACAACACAAGAAUCAGAGUUUGAUUAUCGCUGGAGAUUUUGAUUCCACCAAUAGAUCAAAGGAACAAAUCAAAGCAAAGUUUGUGAAUCGAAAAGAAGCUUCUGUAAGACGUGAAAGGGCCUUGGCGUAUGCUUAUAGUCAUCAGCAAACGUGGAGAAGUUCUUCAAAACUUCCACACCAGACGCUGAUGGACGCAAACACUCCACAUUGGGGUUGGAGUUGGAUUGAGCGGUGGAUGGCUUCUCGUCCGUGGGAUCCUCAAUCCAACGACGGUCAGGCCUCCCUCAAAAACUCUCUCAAGCCCGAAACCUCCAUCAAGACUUCUCCAGCCAGAUCUAAACCUAGCCAAAAAGCUAUCCAGUGGCCGACAAACAACGAUUCCAAGGGCUUGAAGAGCGAAGGGACUAACCACAUGCACAGGCACAGCAUCGGUGGUGGGUCAUCUACAAAUGUCAAAGAUGGUGAGAGCGUUGGUAGCUCUUCGUCACGCAGAAGUUCCUUUGGUAGUGCGGAAGCUGGGAACUCCAAGGCUAGUGGAGAAACAACAAGGAACUUGAGUAACCCACAACCGUUGAAGAAAUCCAAGGCUAGUGUAGAAACAACAAAAAACAUGGUUAAUGCGCAAGCUACGAAAUCAAAAGCUAGCGCGGGAACAACACUUAACUUGGCUAGCACGCAAGCUUUGAAAUCCAAGGUUAAUGUCGGAUCAGCGAGCAACUUGGACUUGCAAAAGAAGAAGGUUGUGUCUGAUAAAAAUAAACCUCCGCAAAUGGUAUUGCCUAAGAAGAGGCUUUCGUCUUCUACUUCUCUUGGGUCAGGGACGAAGGUGUCCGGUUCAGACAAAGCAACAACAAGCGCUGCAAAUGGAGACAAAAAGAGAAGAAACGGUGGUAGCCGUUAACGUAAUAAAGAUUGUUUUCUUUCCAAGGCAAAAUACAAACGAGAGUGUGAAAGGGUUCUGUAUUUUCGGUUGUUUUCUUUGAGUGAGAGUAUAAAUUACUACUGCUCGUUUGGUUUUCAACUUUUCAUCUGUUUAAUUAUUUUCUUUAUUUUUUUUAGUAUAAAUCAUCUAUUUCCCAUCGAUUUUUGUUUAGUUAUAUUAUGAACGCAUUUAAUUAAAAACGUUAUAAUUUGAUUGGUUAUAAAAUGUGACAUAAUAUAAUUGAUGUAUAUUGAUGAGCCAAACAUUAUUCAGUUCUACACAAGAUUUAAAAUUUGCUGACAUGGAUAGUGCAAAAUCAACUUAACUAAACUAUUUUUAAUUACCACAAUGUUUUUAUUGGUUCGUAUUAAAUCAUACGGUUAUCCUAAUCGAAAACUUGCUUGGUUAUUAAAAUGCCAACCAUUUGGUUUGAUAUAAUACUAUAAAAUUUGACGUAUGUUUUUAACAUAUAUUGUAUGUAUUAUUUUGUUUAGUGUUUAAGUUACAUGUAAUGUUUAUGAGGCAUAUAUGGUUUGGAUACACAAUUUUGUUCGAUCUAAAUAAGUUGAUUUUCCAAUUCUAUAUUAUGAAUUCGAAAGCAUCCAUUACCAAUCUUAUACUAUUAUUCACUAUCAUAAUAUUUAUUUAGGAAUAUCUCAGUUUAGAAUUUAGAGUUUAGGUUUAAAAACGUGUUGGGUCGGUUUGACUAAACCAUUCUUAUUUACGAAAUCACUCAGAUUUAAAACAGUCGGUUUGCCUAAACUGAACUCGCUAAACUAUUAUGAAAUUUAAUUAUGUAUAAUUCAAAAAUAUACGUCUAAACAUUUACGAUUAUGUGUU